AUGGCAACCCCUGCUGCCAUGGGGAGGGUGCAGACCUGGAGGGUGGCGGACGAGAUCGAAACCUUGUCGGACCAUCUGAUUAUCGAGAUGGAACUGUCCGUCACCCCCAAUGGCCUGAGGCCGGUCCAAAGGAAGGAACCCCGACCUGGAAGAUGGUCACUGGCCAAGCUGAACAGGGGAUCCUGGAGAUCUCCCUGGAAGGCUCCACCUGGCCACGACGAAGGGAAGGGCAGGACCUUGACUCUUGAGGUCAUGGAGGUCAUGGACAUACUCGCACAGGCGUGCGACGCCUCCAUGCCCAGAGUCAGGUCCUGCCCGAAACGGUCCGCCUGGUGGUGGUCCGACCACAUAGCCGAGUUGAGGCGCAGGUCGGUCCACCCCAGGCGGACGUUUCGAAAUGAGCGGAAUAAGCGACCCCAGGACCCUGAGGCCGUCCUGGCCACCCGGAUGGAAUUCUGCAAAGCAGCAGUAGAACUCAGAGAGGCCAUCGGGGUGGCCAGAGGAAGAGGGUGGGACGACCUCCUCCUCUCACUAGACGCUGACCCGUGGGGGCGUCCAUACAGAAUGGUAAUGCAGAAGAUGAGACCAUGGACGCCCCCAAAGACGGUGACGCUUGACCCCCGGUUCUUGGAGAGGGUGAUGGGAACCCUAUUCCCCGGUUGGGGAGGGUAA
Messenger RNA from Harpegnathos saltator (Jerdon's jumping ant), 672 nucleotides. RefSeq lists its product as uncharacterized. The record is from RefSeq and is a predicted model, not a curated record. The transcript has a single exon. Lineage: Eukaryota; Metazoa; Arthropoda; Insecta; Hymenoptera; Formicidae. Bases 1 to 672 code for a protein of 223 amino acids.